AUGAGUUUCUUGUCUAUGUUUAACAAUGCAAAUCAUUUACUAUUUUUAUUACUUUUACCUUUAUCCUUUGAUCUUGGUGGCCCAGCAACUGGUUUAGCAUUGUCCUUUGCAUUAUUUCUAUAUUACAUUGUUUUGGGAUUUGCUAAAAUUAUGUGGCAGAAAAAACAUGGUUUCGGCUGGGCUAUGACACAAAUCCUAAUCUGGGCUCAACCAGUUUUGAUUCCUUUCUUUAUGAUACAUUCAGUGAGAUUAACUUACAUCUUAAUAGAAGAACAACAAAAUAGUCAAUACAAUGGACCUAAAUUUAAAUUACCACUUGUUUUAAAUGUUUAUCAAGGUUUAUUGUCAUGUUCUGCACCGAUUUUUACAUUGGUAGAAGCAAUUGCUACUUCCAUGCUUAUUUUAGAAAUUAGACGUUAUGUCAAAGAAACGCUCGAGGAUGAAGAUUUGAUACAUAAUAAGGUGUUGAUAUUUUUCCUUUGA
Messenger RNA from Entrophospora sp. SA101, 483 nucleotides. NCBI's taxonomy places the organism in Eukaryota, Fungi, Glomeromycota, Glomeromycetes, Entrophosporales, Entrophosporaceae. The record is from the annotation of a GenBank genome assembly.